Messenger RNA from Penicillium riverlandense, 627 nucleotides. RefSeq lists its product as uncharacterized. Bases 1 to 627 code for a protein of 208 amino acids. NCBI's taxonomy places the organism in Eukaryota, Fungi, Ascomycota, Eurotiomycetes, Eurotiales, Aspergillaceae. The record is from RefSeq and is a predicted model, not a curated record. The transcript has 3 exons.
AUGUUUUCUCGGGCUUUCCUGGUCCUCUGUGGUGCUACCACCAUUGCCGCCCAGCAGCACAUUGGCGACUCCCCUUUCUUAAACCAAUAUAUUUUCGAUUCCGGUUACCUAUCCAUUUCUACAGCUGGUAGUGAUGCCACCCACACUACCUAUAUUGCCAAAUGCGAUAACGGCAUCGCCGAUGUUUGCACGCUACCUACUGCUGGUGCCACUAUUGUCGCAGGCCCAUCAUAUGUUGGAUGCUCAUACACCGAUCCCUCGGAGCCAUUCUUCUCCUCCGUUGGGUGUAAAUAUAUCGACUCCGGAUCUUCAGCUGCCUGCACGGAGUACCAAUCAGGCCAAAGUGGGACCCAUGUAGCCACUUUUUCGAAUACAGCUACUCUCCCUGCCUAUGCGGUGGCAUUGGGCUUCAAUACACCUGCUGCUACUGGUACGGCUGGUGGUACCCAACACACUUCCGAAGCUAGCGCUGGAAACGCGGCUACUGCUACGACCAAGUCUGCUAAUGCUACCGAUUCUGCAGCAAGUGCGACCAAGACUGGUGGUGCGGCUGAAAUGGCUGGGCUUCGGAGCGCACGUUUUGCUGCCGGUGCAGCAGUUCUGGGGGGACUAGGACUGAUAAUCUAG